UGCAGUAGGCCUAUGGCUUUUCAAAGGAAAAAGGAUAUUCCACUGCUGAAACUGAAUGAAACACUUCGAUUCACAACCACCGAAAAGUCCAACACUACUCACACUGAAGUAGAACACUGACUGUAUGUUAGAAUCUAGUCAACUCUAGUGUUCUGGUUUAUAAUCUAGAUUCUAGCUAGAUAUAGAUUUAGUAGAUUUACAUUGUUACAAAUACUGUAACAGAGCUCAUAACAUCACCAUCUGGCAUCUUCUGAUCCUAGCAAGUGCCAAGUGGAAGUCAAAGCCAGAUGAACUUUUACUUUGUCGAUCAUUUUUUAGAAAAAAAUGCCUGCAAUCAUAUGCUCAGGAGCAAUUAAAGACAAGGUUCCCACUAAUUUAAAAUGCCUUGAAAUAUCUACUCUAAGGCCCAAGACAAACCUUCAAAGCAUUUACAUUCAGGGAGAAGUUGUCAAACGCUAUAAGCUGUUUGAUAAUAAAGCAGAUCCACCUCUGCUAAAAAUAGACAUAAAAGAUAGUAAAAAUCCUGACAGAGUUCACUAUUUUUUUGCCUUUGGACAAGUUGCUUCAGACUUGGAUGUGUGUUCAGCUGGGGACACACUGGUUUUUAUGAAAUUCGAGAUUGAAAAAUGUCCAGGGCAUUAUGAUAAGGACUACCAAAUUAUUGCAGAUGACAGAGGAAAAUUGGAGUCUUUAGUAUGGAUAUUUAAACAGGAAAAACAAGACACAAACACAGCAAGUGUUGCCACUAGACAGCUGACAAAACCACUCAGUCCAAAGUUAAAGUACAACUACAAGCCCCUGUCCAGCCUGGAGGUCAACACCAUUGUUGAUGUGUAUGGUGUUGUUAAGUUCUUCAAACCUCCCGUCCCAACAAAAGGAAGAGACUACAUGUACAUACUAAGUCUAACAGAUGAGAGCCUGGAGAACCCUGAUGACAAAAUUAAGUGCAACAUCUUCUGUAAGGAUCCUGAGAAUGUACCAAAGUAUGAAGUUGGUGACAUUGUUAGAUUUCACAGGCUGAAGGUCCAGAGCUACCAGGGGAGCAAACAGGGCUACAAUGGCCCAGCCUUCCAGUGGCUGAUGUUCCAUGAGUCUUUAGACAACUGUCAAUCAUCCUGUCCUACCUACACCUUUGAGCAGCAGGACAGAGACAGGGUCCAAGCUCUCUUGGAAUGGUGGUCACAGUCUGGGAAGUGUAUUGAUAAUGAAACCAAAACAUUGAGCCAGGUGCAAAUAAAAUCUUAUUUUAAUCUGGUCUGCCAGGUAAUUAGAGUGUGUGAUGUUCCAUCUGAGACCUGUAAGCUGCUUACUGUCUGGGACGGUACAAAAUUUGAAGGACCUUUGAAGAAAGCCGAGGAGGAAAAGUUUGAUGAAACAGUUUUGGAAGAUGAAAACCUUAUGACUGCAUCCAAAGGCUAUGCCGUUGAUGUUUUCCUCUACGAUAAUCAUGCUGAUUCCAGUGUUGUUAUUCGUCCAGGCAACUACAUCCUGCUGGUCAACCUCCACGCUGCCGUGGUCUCUGGUCUGGUGGAGCUCACACUGCACACAGGCACCUCAUUUGGGCGCAGGUUGGAGGUGCUCUAUGACGGCUCACCUCACGCUCUCAAGUUGAAGGCCGUGCUUGACCCGUUAGUAGACAAGGGGAAUAACUUAAAGGACGUUUCAGCUGACAAAGAAUGUAGUUCUAAAGACAGUUUAAUAAACAAAGGGCAUAAUUCUAAAGAUAAUUUAGACAAGGGACAUCAUUCCAAAGAUGAUUCGAGAGACAAGGGAGGUAAUUCAAAAGAUGAUAAGGGACAAAACUCAAAGGAUGAUUUAGUCGACCAGGCACAUAAUACAAAGAAUGAUUUAGUAGACAAGGGAAGUAAUUCAAAUGAUUCAGCAGAUAAAGCACAUAUUUCAAACAAUGAUUCAGUAAAAAAUGGGUGUCACUUAAUGGAUAUUGCACCUAAGGGAUGUAAUUCAAAGGAUUCAGUGGACAAGGGACAUAAUUCAAAUGGCAAUUCAUCACACGUGCAGUCUCAGAAAGGCAUCCCCAUGAAAACACAACAUCGAAAAAGAGAGAGAGAAAAGCAGAAAGAUGAUGAAAUUCCUAGUAAAAUGCCAGUAACAGAUAUCAACACUGAUGCCGCUGAAAUCUUGAACAACACAAACAACAACCAACAAAACAUUGAGGAGAUUGAUGCCGAGGCAAUCAUAGUAGUGGAAUCCAGCGAUGACUCUCUAAGUCAGUCCAUUCUACAUCCCACAACAUCAAAAUAUGAAGCACAAAGUCCGUCUGUUCUACUACCUGCCACACCAAAAGCUGAUGCGGACACAUCGUCCAAGGAUAGUGAUUGUGUUGUAGUGGAAGAUGGGGGUGAGAUGGGGAAAGAAUGUGUUGCACUUGGAGCUUCUGCUGAAGCAGAUAGUAGAGUCAUAGCAGCAGAUAGAGUCAUACCAGCAGAUAGUAGAGUCAUACCAGCAGAUAAUAGAGUCAUAUCAGGAGGUAGUAGAGUCAUACCAGCAGAUAGUAGAGCCAUACCAGCAGAUAGUAGAGUCAUACCAGCAGACAGUAGAGUCAUAACAGCAGAUAACUCAAACAGACAGAACAAGGACAUUACACCAGGCCAGGCUGCUGAAAGUGUCCUGACAGAUGGAAGGAACCAAGAAGUAGCUACACAUGAUGUAGCAGGUAGCAACUUAGUUCUGCAGACGUCCCUACCCCAGCAUGAGGAGGAUGAGGAUUCCUCCAUUCUGCUCAGUUCCGCGUCGGUCUGUCUGUCUGCUGAAGAAGAUUCUGGGAAUGUGGUUCCAGCUGAACGGUUGGUCGAGGCUAACGGAAAUCAUGACAUUCCACAUGUGGUUGGUGCUAACGGCAGUCAAGACAUCACAUACCCACAUGUGGUUGGUGCUAAUGGUAAUCAAAACACCACAUACCCACAUGUGGUUGGUGCUAAUGUUAAUCAAAACACCACAUACCAACAUGUGGUUGGUGCUAAUGGUAAUCAAAACACCACAUACCCACAUGUGGUUGGUGCUAAUGUUAAUCAAAACACCACAUACCCACAUGUGGUUGGUGCUAAUGGUAAUCAAAACACCACAUACCCACAUGUGGUUGUUGCUAAAUGUAAUCAAGACAUCGCUUACGCACAAGUGGCUGAUGCAAAUGGCAAUGAAAACACCACAAACCCACAUGUGGUUUGUGUUAAUGGCAAUGAAUCCAACAUUCCAAGUAUAGUUGGGAACAAACAGGACAAUACAUGCUUAAGUUUUUCUAAUGACUUUCCCCUCCAUGAGGACCUAGCUCACCAGAGCUCUGAGGUUGAUGACUCAGAGAGCUACACCACCGCCCCUAGUCCAGGCCAUAGCCAGUCCACUCAGGAGAGUGCCCUGGACUUUGGUCAGACCUACACAGUAGAAGAAGCGUGUUCGUACCUUCAGCAGGAGGCUCAAAGACAGGCAGGGCUUUAUCUGGUCGAGUCUGGGUCAUACUUGACCCACGACCCUCAAAGUGAGGCUGGGUCAUACUUGACCCAUGACCCUCAAAGUGAGGCCGGGUUGUACCUUUGCCAUGAACAAAGUGAGACUGGGUCAUACCUUGGACAUGAAUCUCACAGCGAGACUGGAUUAUAUCUCAGCCAUGAUUCACAAGGUGGAACAGGAUCAUUCCUUGUCCAUAGUUCUCAAAGUGAUACCGAGUCAUACCUGGGCCACGACUCUCAAAGCCAGACCAGGUCAUAUCUGGGCCACGACCCUCAAACUGAGGCUGGACUAUACCUGACCCAUGAGUCUCAAAGAGAGGCUGGGUCUUACUAUGGCCACGCAGCCCAAGGUGAGGCAGCGUCCCAGAACCUGUACUCACCACAUGAUAUCCACAUGCUCAACUCGUUCCAGCUCAACUUUGACUCUGCCAGUUUUUCUCAGGGUGCUCACCAUGAGUACCAGACCAUGGCACCAGAUCACUUCACCCCUGGCACUGUGGUACAAGGCAGCUCUGAAAGUGAUCACGAGAACGCUGCAAGGUGUAUGCUCAAAACUGCUUCAAUUAUUAGGGACCACCCCCACGUACCCAUCUCUACCCUGCAACAAGUCCUGAGCGCAGGGGAGAUGAGCAAGUUUAGGGUCCAAGCCAGAGUGGCUGACUACAGCCCCAAGCCAACCUGUGCCACAGACAUUGUUCAUCUCUUGUGUUUUGCCUGCUUUCAGGCAGAAAGUGCCUCCCAAUCGUUGACCUGGAGCCAGACCAACCAGCUGUACUGCAGUGAAUGUAGUUCAGUGCCCAGACCCCUUAAGCCAACCAUCAUCAUCAAGUUUAUCCUGACAGAUGGACACAACUCUAUAGAGGCCAGCCUAUGGGACAAAAAUGCUGUUCAGUUUUUUAAGGGCAUAUGCCCUCAAGAUAUAUUGUCCGAUGCCCAGAGUUUCCACUCCAUACAGAGGUCCCUCAUAGACCUGUGUCCCCCAGGCUCUAGACUAGAGGAGCGCCCCCUGCUGGAGUGCUGUGUCUUGGCCUACCAGUCCCAAGGCUCCAUGGUUUACCAGAUUUUUGACACAGUUUUAGUCUAACCAGUCUCAUUUUUUUUUUUACUUUAUCGCCUGUUGAUUUUUAAACGUUGGUUUAAUUAACUCAGUUUUGAGAAAUUAAAUUUUCAUUCCAAAGAAUUGAAUUUUUAUAUUUUCAAGAAUUGAUUCUGUUAUUGUAAAUUUUUUGGCCACAUUCUACCUGUUUUAUUUUUUAAAUAAUUUUUUUGUUUGAACUUUGAGCAUUUAUUGUACAGAAAAAGACACAUAAUAUUUUAAUUCUUUAAUAAUUUACAGGAGUUUUCAAACAAUUUACAAAAUGAACUACAAAAAUAAUACAAAACUAAGCAAUUUUGUUGAAUAUAAUUUUUGUGAUAAAAACAAUCAUGUAUAAAAUUUGUA
Messenger RNA from Physella acuta, 4905 nucleotides. RefSeq lists its product as uncharacterized. The record is from RefSeq and is a predicted model, not a curated record. Gene Ontology annotation, cellular component: nuclear telomere cap complex; chromosome, telomeric region. Gene Ontology annotation, biological process: telomere capping; regulation of telomere maintenance via telomerase. NCBI's taxonomy places the organism in Eukaryota, Metazoa, Mollusca, Gastropoda, Physidae. Gene Ontology annotation, molecular function: G-rich strand telomeric DNA binding; telomerase inhibitor activity.